Linum tenue is the source of this 347-nucleotide messenger RNA. Lineage: Eukaryota; Viridiplantae; Streptophyta; Magnoliopsida; Malpighiales; Linaceae. The record is from the annotation of a GenBank genome assembly.
CCAGAAGCAGUAAACCAGAAGAGGGAGAGAUGAUCGUUGACAAGAUCCCAGCGCCGGUGAAGAACAAUAAGGAUAAAGGUAAAGCUGCGAGCAGCAGCCCGCCGUCGGCAUGCUCGCCGGGUUCUGCUCCGGCUAGGCAUGAAGGCAGGCCCAACCUUCGUUGGACCCGAGAUCUCCAUGGGGCUUUCGUCGAAGCUGUUACUGCACUUGGCGGCCCGCAAAGUAAAAAUUUCAUUAUAUCAUCGCCUAUAGCUAGUUGUUGAUUUCGUGAAGCAAAAAAGAAAUAUAAUAAUAAUAACAAUAAUAAUUAAUUAGUUUCCAAAUAGAUUUUACUAGAAUUAUAGAUG